Rhodofomes roseus is the source of this 837-nucleotide messenger RNA. RefSeq lists its product as uncharacterized. Lineage: Eukaryota; Fungi; Basidiomycota; Agaricomycetes; Polyporales; Fomitopsidaceae. Bases 111 to 716 code for a protein of 201 amino acids. The transcript has 2 exons. The record is from RefSeq and is a predicted model, not a curated record.
CGAGGUGAUGCCGGCACCGUCUCACAGCACACGGUGGAAGUCGACGUGAAAUACUCCUUCACUGCACAUAACCUUGUUUGUUGCGUCUGAGCGCGGUGAGCUGAAGGCCUAUGUACCGUUCGACGCAAGCGUACGAUGGAUGGACCAAGGCUUCAAGACGAGCACACUCACACCCUUCUGCUUCUCCCACGAUGCAGGCGUCCUCAAAGAAUCCUUCUGAGCCGCAUAGUCAAAUUCACCCCCUCCGCGCCUGUGAUAAUCGAAAUCCAGCAAGCACCCUCGGAUCUGUGGCGCCGCGUUCUUGUGCUUCGAACAUUCAACACCGCGCAAGGCGGACGUUCUAUGACGGCAACGCGCUAGUUGCUCGCGUUCAAGCCCGACGACGACACUCCGCCGCUCCUGCGCUCAUGCAUCCGAUUACCUGCAGCGUCGCUUGCGACCCCGCAGGACGGCGCGGUGCAACAAGAAGUGCGCUGCGGCGUAUGCCUUCUGACAAGGCUUCACGAUUCUUCCGUCAGGCUGCUUACACACGGCUAUGGCAAUGCAUCUGCUGCGCCCUUCGUCGACAUCUGCGCGGGAUCUCGACGUGCACCCAUCAAAACUCACGUCUACCUUACCAUGGGCGAAAUGGACCAAAUGGGAUAACCAUCGCCCAAAGGCUGUCUGGUUACUGGGAUACGAACACAACGACCCGGCCGGCUUCAUCCGUCUGCUAGGUAAUCUCUCUCGCGCCGUCUCAAAUCUCCGGUUCUCGCAGCGUAGAUGGCCGAACGAGCUUCCAGGUCGAACCAGCAUGACGCAGACGACCAACCGCUUCCGCGAUUCUGCUCCAGCGGC